Paramecium sonneborni is the source of this 272-nucleotide messenger RNA. NCBI's taxonomy places the organism in Eukaryota, Ciliophora, Oligohymenophorea, Peniculida, Parameciidae. The record is from the annotation of a GenBank genome assembly.
AUGAAUUAAUUACCAAAAGAAUCUAUUAAAAAAAGGUUAUAAGAACACAUAAAUAAAGAAGUUGUAAUAUAAUUUCAAGAGGAAGAUAAGUAAAAGGGAUCUUGUUAUCAUUAGAUAAUUAUGUAAAUUUAGUUUUAGAUGAAGUGAGAGAAUUACCAUCUUAAAGAAUUUUUGGACUGGUAAUUUGUAGAGGGGCUUUAAUUAACAGUUUUGCAAUUGAUGGAAUGGUUGAAAUUGAAAAUCCUUACCAAAUUGAUUUAUAAUAUUAAUGA